CAGACAUGAAAUCCUCCAACGCGCUAGUCAGGCAGUUUAGAGAGUCCCUCCUCUGACUGCAGACUACAACCAGACUCUCUCGGAGUCUCUCAGACUCCCACGGUUUUGUACUAAAGCUGGAAAGAAGUGCAGCAGAUGAGGUUCUGUGGAGGAUUUCCUGACCUGUUGUUGGACAGAUUUCUAACUGAAGAUCAACAGCACUGAACUGAACUACACCUGCAAAAAUGACAGCUACCACGAAGCUUCUGGACGAGAUGUGCCAUCUGACGGCUCAGUCUCUGACAGCAAUGGACACAUCGGAGCACUUCAAGGUCCUAAAGCUCCUGGGUGAAGGCUCGUAUGGCAAAGUCAUGCUGGCUGUACACAGGAAGAGAGGUACUCCGAUGGCCCUGAAGUUCUUCCCUCGGGAGUCCACGUCUCUUUUCUCUUUCCUGAGGGAGUACAACCUCUCGCUGUCAUUCUGCACCCACCCGUCCCUGACCAGAGCCCUGGGAAUCGCCUACUCAACACCUUCACACUACGUCUUUGCCCAGCAAGCAAGCCUCUUUGGCGAUCUCUACGAUGUCAUCUUGCCUGAGGUCGGUAUGGAGGAAGACUGUUGUCAGCGGGUGGUGUCCCAGCUGUGUGGCGCUCUGUCCCACCUGCACUCUCUCGGUUUUGUCCACAGAGACCUAAAACCAGAGAACGUCUUCCUGUGCGACUCUGCCUGCCGCUGGGUCAAACUAGGAGACUUUGGCAUGGUGAAGGCCAGGGGCGCCAGGGUCCCGGAGGUCUGGUACAGCUCUCCGUACUGCACCCCGGAGUCCGAGAUCGCUCGCGGCAACGACGACAGCUGGAGGAGCGUGAGUGACGGGAAUGGCGAUGGCGUUAAUAAGGAGGAUGAAGAGAAGAAAAAGAGAGUUUGGGUGUCUGUGGAGCCCAGCACGGACAGCUGGGCGCUGGGGAUCCUGACCUACGCCAUGCUCACCGGCAGUCACCCCUGGGCUGAAACAGCCAGCGACUGCCGCUCAUACCUGAAGUAUCUGGAGUGGUUUGACAGAGCAGAAGGCCCCGAUGAUGAACUGAACGUGUGGGCAGAGCCGCAGGGCGAGAGCACACAGGACGUCGUCCAUUUAACCGGGGAAGAACUUGGAAAGAGAGGCCGCCCUCCGGUAGCGCCGCAGUUUGCUUGUUUCACCCCGCUGGCCUGCCGCUUCUUCAAGUCGCUCCUCGACCCGAGGCCGCGGCUUCGUGGGCAACCCGAGGUUGCGCUGAAUUACCUCGGAGGGGACUGGGUGAUGGAGAAGGAGAGUGCGAGGCUGGAGGAGGAGAGGAAGAAGAGCAGAGGGAAAGGAGCAAUCAGGAAGAUGAAAGAGAUGGAGGGGAGAGGAGAGAGAUGAGGAGUCAAAAUAAUGAGAACACUGAGAUAAUGAAGCAACUUUUUUAUAACUUUUACGUGUGUUUUAUCAAGGAUAUGUGAUGUUUAGCUUCAAUUUAUUAAACUAAUAACUAAUAUUGUUUUUAGUUUAAAAGUUUAGCGAACCUGGGCGCCCAGAUAGCUCAGUUGGUAGAGCGGGCGCCCAUAUAUAGAGGUUUACUCCUCGGCGCAGCGGCCACGGGUUUGACUCCGACCUGCGGCCCUUUGCUGCAUGUCAUUCCCCCUCUCUCUCCCCUUUCAUGUUUUCAGCUGUCCCAAAUAAAGGCUGAAAAUGCCCCAAAAAUAAUCUUAAAAAAAAUAAAAGUAAAACCUACCUAUUUUAUUGUGCCAUCAGGAUCACAAUCUACGAACACUGUAGAGCCUACAGUAGAUAAACACAUAAACAUUCUCUAGGUUCAAGCUCCUCAAAUAUGAAAAUGUGCUGCUUUUCUUUGUUUUCGUGUGUCUGUAAAUUAAAUAUCUUAAUUUGAACAGUUGAUUAGAAAAAAACAACACACAGCAUUUUUAGCUUUCAGAACAUGUGGGCAUUUUUCCACAUUUUUAUAUUUGAAGUGGUUAAUCCAAUUAAUCUUAAAUACAACAUGUAUUCCAAACCAUUCGAUAACAUAGGUUGUUUAUUCCUACCCACUAUUAGGAGCAUUUUAUUUUUUUAUUUAGUUUGGUUAGGUUUAGGCAACAAAACCACUAAAAGAAUAUUACUUUUAUUUUCUUGUGUCUGUUUGACCCAUCCGGCAACCCCACCUGCCUUCUUACACAGAAUUUGCCGCUCUUAUACUUCCUGCUUUGCUUCCGUCAUAAUUACUACGGCCGCUAGAGAGUGAUGUCGCCUAACAAUAAAACGUAAAUAUGUCUCGUAAUUGCGGCUUGUACAAGCAACUUAUGGAGUCGUUUUACAGGGAGGACAGUCUCAAAAUUAUUGUUGCAGCCCAGAUAAAAAGAAAAAGUCUAAUAUUAUUAUAUUUUAGCGUUAGUACAAACAAUACAAAACCAAGAUGCUGUUCCUCAAAUGCAUCUGACGGUCUGAGAGCUACUGGUGAUGGCAUUAGUUUUUGGCAGUUAAAUAAUUCAUUUAACAAUAUAUUUUUGAGAAUUAAAACAUACUAACUGUAGCUUAACGAUCACAUUGAAAUAACUUGAAACAACAGUGCAGCAGCUGCAGCUCUGGGGAUCAUCAGUGUUUAUUUGUGCUGUAAUGCUACCAUGUCCUUGUAAAAGAUAUAUCUUUAGCUCACUGCAUCUAUAUUUGGGUUCAGACUAUUGAGAGGAUUCAUCAUGUACUGUAUAUAGACGGCCGUAAACACGUCUGAGAGGUGCAGUGCAAAAACCAAAACACUUUUUUGACCCGGCUUCAAAGAAGAACUAAGUGUUUCAAAGGGCAGACAUAAGCAAAUAUCUACCAAAGGCACUUUCUGUAAGUAAAUAUUCAUAUGCUGCAUGUCUUUUAGUAGCACUUGUGUAGCACUGGUAACACUGUUUGGUAUUUUAACAUGGUAGCACUUUGUACAUAACUGCAGAACUGCGCCUUCUUUUCUUUUGUACUUUAAAUGUAUUAAAUCGAAUGUUAGAAGUUAGAAUUUAAUGAAUCAAGUUCAAUAUUGCACAACAAAAAUACCGUAAUACCAAGUGUUGCCGACUCAAUGUAAAUGUGCAAUGCAAAAUACUUGUUUAUUUACUACAGACAUUUGCAGUCUUUAAAAUGUAAUCUAAAUGCAAUAAAGUGAUUGUUUUGG
Perca fluviatilis (European perch) is the source of this 3147-nucleotide messenger RNA. RefSeq names its product serine/threonine-protein kinase SBK2. The transcript has 5 exons. Gene Ontology annotation, molecular function: protein serine/threonine kinase activity; ATP binding. The record is from RefSeq and is a predicted model, not a curated record. Gene Ontology annotation, biological process: peptidyl-serine phosphorylation; peptidyl-threonine phosphorylation. Bases 225 to 1379 code for a protein of 384 amino acids. Lineage: Eukaryota; Metazoa; Chordata; Actinopteri; Perciformes; Percidae.